Plutella xylostella (diamondback moth) is the source of this 1685-nucleotide messenger RNA. RefSeq names its product octopamine receptor. Gene Ontology annotation, molecular function: G protein-coupled receptor activity. The record is from RefSeq and is a predicted model, not a curated record. Gene Ontology annotation, biological process: G protein-coupled receptor signaling pathway. Gene Ontology annotation, cellular component: membrane. NCBI's taxonomy places the organism in Eukaryota, Metazoa, Arthropoda, Insecta, Lepidoptera, Plutellidae.
UUUUACUGUGGAACCCUGAAUAAGUAGAUCGCUCAUUUAACUGCAACAAUGGCCAGAUCACAUCUCCGUCAGUUAUCCUCAUAAUGUCGGAUGAUUGUCAUGUUCAGUUCAAACCGCCUCUUAAUUUACUUUUAUGCUUCAAUCAGCUUCAGUUAGUUAACUCGAUGGCCCAACAAUUUCAAAGAAAAAGUGUUAGUUGUUGUUAAAGGUUGUCUGGAAGAAAUCGCUCUUAGCGAUAAGACCGCAACAGUGUUAGAUUAUUUUUUUGUAAUUGUGUCCGUGUUUUGUAUACAAAUAAAGAAUAAAUCUUAUCCGAUCUGUUAGGUAACUAAUACAGUGAGCCCAGUGUGAAAUAAACCGAUGAGACAAUGUUGGAAUUAAUGGCCAACGAUUCCGUGCCAGCGUCAAAUGCGACGAGGGAAAUAGGACAUGUGAUGCUGUACAGGUCCCUGGCAUAUGCUCUGGGGUCCGUCAUUGUUCUGAGCAACCUGACUGUGGUCGUGUCCAGUGGACUUAUUUUGAGGAAAGGUCAACAACCGAAAAGCACGUAUUUGCUUUUAGGAAACGUCUCGUUAGCCGAUACCUUCAUCGGCGUGUCCCUGAUAUUCCGCACCACGGUGCAUCGCAUUGUCACUUCUGACGCCAUGUGUGUAUUGCAAAUUGGGAUGAUCGUGACUCCAACGAUGGUGUCCAUAUUCAGUGUGGGUCUGAUCGCCAUCGACCGGUACAUUUACAUCAUCCAUGGAUUGUACUAUCAGCAGUGGAUUAGCACAACCAGAGUCAGAAUUGGCAUUCUCAUUAUUUGGCUUGUUGGUCUGACACUAGGCUUCUUGCCGGCAACGGGAUGGGUCAACCAAGAACUGAAGGGUACCCGUUGUGCCUACAUAUCCGUGUUUCCAGCCGGCCUGAUCGUAAUAAAUGCCACUCUCAGUGUCAUACCAAUUGCUGUUGUCGCCGUUUUAUACGUGAAAAUACUUAUCCUUGCACUAAAAAACCUUAGGAAUAUUAACAAUGCCAAGAAACAAGCACACGAAUCUAAAGACGGAUUGAGGAUCUAUCGGGGUAACUUCAAUGGCAAUGUGAAAGGUCCAGACAAACCUGGUGUAAGAAUCUUCAGAAGUAGUUCCAUGUCAGAUGUUGACAAAAAUAAAAAAGAUGAAAACAACCUGAUGGUUCCGAAUAAUGUGAAAUCUAAAAGUAUCAACGAUCUCAAUUCCAGUGAAGAUAAAAGAGUGACUGGUGAUGAUGUGGAUAGUAAACUAAAGAACGAUGAUUCGAAGCUUAGUAUUCUGACAAUUCAGACUGAUUUUAAUAAGGGUUCAAGUAAAAAUGUGUCGACUGUCUCUCUAGCCCGAUCUCCAAAUGAAACAAAAUUAAAUAAUCCUGUCGAAUUGAAGACCAAAGAUAUACGUAGACUUAGGGCAGUUGUUGUCGUGAUGCUCACAUCAGGUAGCGUUAUAGUGACAUGGCUACCAUAUUUUAUAUUUGUGUGCUUUUAUGCGUUUUGUACAGACAAAGUUUUGAACCCAAAAUGUAUUAGCCUUAACGAUUUAUUGAGGGGCCCUUUAGCAAUGUUGGCGUUCUUGAAUAGUAUUUUAAACCCUUUAAUUUACGCAUGGUGGCAUAGAGGGUUCCAAUCUGCAGUGAAAUUGUAUUUUAAAAAGCACUGCUGCAAGCAAAGAUGA